AUUGACGGCAACGGAAAUGGCAGUUCUGAAAUUCAAUCGGGUGGACAGAAGGCGGCAGGCGCAGGCCUUAUUCGCGGCCAGUGGUUGCGGUGUGGUGUUUUGCACACCCGACCCGGGCGCCCACGUCGCGCGCCAAGAAGAUUGCCGCGGAAGAGACAAGAGCAGGGGCGGAGCCGCCCCGCCCCGCACUCUCCCGCGUUGUUUGGGGUCAGGGCACGCGCGGCCUUCCAUAGCAGGAGCCCGCCGCCCGCUGUGUGGCAUUGCGCCACGGCCGCCCGCCCAGCAAAGGCGUGGCCCCCGGCCCACUAUUUGGUCUCGUCUGGUGGCCCGCGGGCCUGCGUGUAAGUUCGCCGGCGAUGGAAGUUGGCGGCGGGUGGGGCCGGCCCCCACGCAUGAGCCGAACCUCUCCCGCACUCACUCCGUGUGGAGCAGCUUGCGUGGCGUUGCUCUUUCGCGGGCCCGCUGCAAAUCUUUCGCGCCGGUUCCCGCCAAGCCCCCCGCCCACUCUAAGCGUGGCAGCGGGCGUCUGUGCGUGCGCAGUAUGCACCCGGCCCGCCGCCGCGCGGCGGCAGGCGGGGCCUUGGGGCCCCCCCCGCUCCCCCGCCUCCCGGCGCGCCUUUUAUUUGUAGCUAGGCUGCCUGCGCGGCCCGCCGCCUCCGUGCGCAGGGGCCGGGUGCCUUGUGCCUGCGCAGGCCCGCGCCUGUUAUUUGUGGCCCCAUUCGGUGGGGCCCGCCAGACUUCGGCGGCUGACAUGAAAGGCCCCGGGCCCCCGGGGUUUAUCUCUGUUCUGUUUGCACCGCUGCGCCGCCGAAAAAGACGAACUCGGGUGGCCGCGCGCCCUGCGCGUUGUUGGCGCCGCAGGCUUUUAGGCUUACUACGUACUGGCCCCCGGGCGGCGCCGGGAGUGAAGUGGGGCAUGGCGCGUCGCCGCCCCCGUCUGAUGUAUAUAUUGCCGCCCGUGGCCUCGCGCAAGGUCACUGGAAAUUUCUUUUUGCAAUUUACCAGCAAGGGCGCGCCGUGUGGCCACAAUCUGUGGCAUGUCGCAGCGGAUCUACCCGCCCCCGGGAGGAAAAUUUGGUUUGUGGUGGUGUUCGCCGAGAAGAAGCUAGUAGAAAAACAAAAUCGCUCCAGCACUUUGCUUUCUUGCUCCUGCAUGCAUGGACUGCUAACGCACGCCCAAACUCGGCUUCCUGCCCCUUCGGUGCCAUGUGAUGCGCUCUUCUUGGUUGGUUUUUCGCAGUCGUUUACGCUCUGGCACUGGCUACUUUUUGUUUUAUUGCGGGCUGACUGUCAUAGUCAUACGAAAUAA
Molecule: messenger RNA, 1309 nt
Organism: Amoebophrya sp. A120
Lineage: Eukaryota; Dinophyceae; Syndiniales; Amoebophryaceae
Source: the annotation of a GenBank genome assembly